This is a messenger RNA of Paramecium octaurelia, 385 nucleotides long. The record is from the annotation of a GenBank genome assembly. NCBI's taxonomy places the organism in Eukaryota, Ciliophora, Oligohymenophorea, Peniculida, Parameciidae.
GUAAAAGGAAGUAAUACAAAAUAAAUUAAAAUCGAUUAAGUAGUAAGAAUAAUUACAAGAUGGUGAGCACACGUCAAAACUAGAUUUUGCAACUGAGUGCAACAGUUUAAGAAAUUUCUGAAUUAGUACUAAACAAGAAAUUAUUGAAGGAUUGUCAGUUGAUUUUAUGUUUUAUUUUGCAUUCUAAGUAAGAUUGCUGUAGGAUUUACUCACUUUGGAUUAGAGGGAAGGGGAGAAGUUGAUUCAGUAAAAGAGAUUUGAUAAUGUCAAAUAGCAAGAUUGUGCAACUGAGAUGGGGGAUUAGAAUAUGGAUUCAGAUGUUAUGGAAAGAGGUGUCAGAAACAUUCAGAAAUUGAUGAAAGUGGUAAAGGGAUUAUAAUUUUGA